AUUGAAUUUCUGUUUCUAUACUUCAUUGGAUAUGUUGAAAAUGACUAAUUUAAUAAGUCUUCUCACAAGGUGUGCAUCAUGAAUCAUCAGCAGAGUGGAAGAAGUGUAAAAAAUGGGGAAAAAAUAAUAAAACUCUAAUUUUUUUUACUGGAAAAAAAUUCAGAGGUACUCAAUUCUUCAAUUUCGUGAAAUUUAUUAUUUGUUUCUUAUGGAAAAUUCACUGUGUUUAUAAAAAAAAAAAUAAUUAAGUAUGGAAAAUAUGGAUGAAAUUUCAUUGGAUAAUUAUCAAAAUGUCAAAAUUCCUGCACAAACAAUGUGUGAUAAUUUGGAGUACUGGAUGACUCGACUUCCGGCUUUACUUCGCAAUUUACCCAUCAUUCAUUUGGCAAUUCCCGGUUCACAUAAUACAACAACAUACACCCUAAAUCGUUACAACGAUAUUGGUGUCGACGAAUCAACAAUAAUACAACUCCUAGGACGUUUUUUUCCAUUUAUAUUAAAACCAAUAAUUUUCAAUUGGUCCGUGAAUCAAUUCGACUCAGUGAAGGAACAAUUAAAUGGAGGAAUUCGUUAUCUAGAUCUUCGUCUAGCGACAAAACCAAAUACAAAUUCAAUUUAUUUCCUUCACGGACUCUAUGGUUCAGAGGUGAAUGAACCCCUCGAGGAAAUUAACAAUUGGCUCUCAUCGCAUCCCUAUGAAUUUGUAAUUUUGGAUUUUCAACAUUUCUAUUUAUUCAACGAUGAACAUCAUCGUCAAUUAAUAUCGAAAAUAAAAAAUAUUUUCCGUUGGAAAUUAUGUCCGUUCCAUAAGCGACUCGAUAAUAUAACAUUGCAAUGGCUGAGUUCAGAGAAAUAUCAACUUAUCGUCAUCUACAGGAAUAUAAUGGCAAAAAAUUUCCACGAUUUAUGGCCAAGUGGAAUGUGGCCGACGCCAUGGCCCGAUACAACAAAUGCCAAAGAAUUAGAUGAAUUUUUAACGAAAACAAUUGAGAAGAGAUCGCCGAAUAUGGGUUUUAUUUCUCAAUGUCUAUUGACACCGAAUAUUUCCUACGUGAUGAGACAUUUGGGGGGGAAUUUAUAUCGUGAUCUAGGGGAAAAAUGUCGAAAUGCCUCGUUUCCUUGGAUAAAUGCAAAUAAACCCGGACCUGGAGGAAUGAAUAUUGUCAUUACUGAUUUUGUCUCACAUUGUGAUUUUUUGUUCUCAAAAACUGUGAUUCAACGAAAUGCGACAUUACUCGAAGAUCAAGUUAAAUUCACUAAAAAUAGCUAAAAGUUACAAGAAAUUUUUUUUUAUUUUUAUAAGUUUACUAAUUUUACAAUUUUUUUUUUACCCAUCGACAGUAUUUGUAAAAUCAUUAAAUCAAAACGAAUAAUAAAAUUUAAAAAUCGUC
Messenger RNA from Leptopilina heterotoma, 1391 nucleotides. Its product is annotated as PI-PLC X domain-containing protein 3. The record is from RefSeq and is a predicted model, not a curated record. The transcript is spliced from 3 exons. Gene Ontology annotation, molecular function: phosphoric diester hydrolase activity. Gene Ontology annotation, biological process: lipid metabolic process. Lineage: Eukaryota; Metazoa; Arthropoda; Insecta; Hymenoptera; Figitidae. Bases 251 to 1270 code for a protein of 339 amino acids.